AUGAAGUACUUCGCCGCCACCGCCGCCCUCGUCGCCCUCGUCCCUUCGGUCCUCGCCUUGACCAUUAAUACCCCGUCAGCAAAAUUUCUUAUACUGCCGUAUAAUAAACCUAACGUGCCUGCCUUGCAUACAGUAUUGGCGUGGUUCAAUGCCAGUCCAGAACCCACGCUCUUGACUUUUGAGGGCGGUUCUCCGCCAUACUACCUCACCAUCAUCCCUGGUGGACAAGCCAGCGCGCAGCCACUCAAGUCAUUCCCCCCGCAAUCUGGCAACACUGUCACUUGGGUUUCCGAUAUUGCUCAGGGUACCAGCGUCACCUUCGCUUUGAAGGACUCGACUGGCUUGACGGCCUUCACUGAUGCCGUUACCGUCCAGACCAGCACCGAUAAAAGCUGCAUCACUGGUAGCACUGAUGCCACCGUCCCGGUCGCGCCAGACUCGACUGAUGGCACCUCCACAGGCUCGGCCGGUAGUGCGCCGUCCGCCUCUGCGCCCGCCGGUGCUGCAGUCUCUUCCACCCACGCCGCCAGCGUCGCUUCUGCUCCGGGUGCCGCGCAUCCCACUACCCCUGCUGUUGUUGCCGUUGGCACCACCUCGAGGGCCGUUGCAGCUGCUGGUACCACUCCCGCUGCUACUUCCUCUGCUACUGGAGUAGCUACAAACAACAACACUUCGGGAGCCGAAUCCCGUGUCAACAUCGGCAGCUACGGCAUUGUGGGUGUUUUGGGUCUUCUCGGCGCGAUGUUCUUGUAG
Molecule: messenger RNA, 753 nt
Organism: Cyclocybe aegerita
Lineage: Eukaryota; Fungi; Basidiomycota; Agaricomycetes; Agaricales; Hemipholiotaceae
Source: the annotation of a GenBank genome assembly